Eutrema salsugineum is the source of this 1144-nucleotide messenger RNA. Its product is annotated as gamma-glutamyl peptidase 1. The transcript has 3 exons. NCBI's taxonomy places the organism in Eukaryota, Viridiplantae, Streptophyta, Magnoliopsida, Brassicales, Brassicaceae. Gene Ontology annotation, cellular component: cytosol. Bases 147 to 899 code for a protein of 250 amino acids. The record is from RefSeq and is a predicted model, not a curated record.
AUCGACCAAAUCCAAAUCUCAUAAAUACACACAUUUACAUAAUUCCAUCUUCUCCACUGCUUUCUCUUUCUACUAUCUCCUCCUUUACCAGUCUUUCUCAAUCUCUCUUUCUCUGUGUUUUCUUGAUUUCGCCGGGAAGGGUAAAAAUGGUGGAGCAGAAAAAGUACGCUCUGUUUCUAGCGACUCCAGAUUCAGAGUUCGUGAAGAAAACGUACGGAGGAUACCACAACGUGUUCGUGUCGACGUUCGGAGACGAAGGAGAGCACUGGGACUCAUUCAGAGUCGUCGACGGCGAGUUUCCCGACGAGAAAGAUCUUGACAAGUACGACGGAUUUGUUAUCAGUGGAAGCUCUCACGACGCCUUUGAGAACCAUGAAUGGAUCCUUAAGCUAUGUGAUAUCGUCAAGAAACUUGAUGAGAUGAAGAAGAAAGUUCUCGGCAUCUGCUUUGGUCACCAGAUCAUAGCGAGAGUAAGAGGAGGAACAGUAGGAAGAGCAAGGAAGGGACCAGAACUAAAACUUGGAGACAUAACCAUCGUGAAGGAUGCGAUUACGCCCGGAAGUUACUUCGGAAACGAGAUUCCGGCGAGCAUGGCGAUCAUAAAAUGCCACCAGGACGAGGUGUUGGUGGUGCCCGAAACUGCUAAAGUGCUAGCUUAUUCGGACAACUACGAGGUGGAGAUGUUCUCCAUUGAGGAUCACUUCUUCUGUAUUCAAGGACAUCCCGAGUAUAACAGAGAUAUUCUCUUCGAGAUCGUUGAUCGUGUUCUUCGUCUUGGCUACAUCAAGCAAGAAAUGGCGGAUUCGGCAAAGGCCUCGAUGGAGAAUAGGGAAGCAGACAGAAAACUUUGGGAGACGAUUUGCAAGAAUUUCCUCAAAGGCAGACUUCCAACGAAUUAGUUUCACUCCCAAAUUAUCUAUUUGGCUCUUGUUACUACUCCUAUAUUGGAACAUUUAUGGAUUUUUAUUAUCUACCUUUAUUCUUAUUCAAUGUAUACCCUAUUAAACUCAUCGUUGUCAACAACAACAAAAAAAAACUCUUUUAAUAUCAUUAUGUCAUAUUUCUUGUUGUCUCUAUAAUGUAAUGAAUUCAAUAAAAAAUCAUUUGUAGACUGUAGUUUGUAGUUUAUGGCUUUUGCAUGUCA